Molecule: messenger RNA, 1743 nt
Organism: Paramecium sonneborni
Lineage: Eukaryota; Ciliophora; Oligohymenophorea; Peniculida; Parameciidae
Source: the annotation of a GenBank genome assembly
AUGAAGAAAUGUGACAAUGAAAGAAUUGCUUAAUAAAUAUAUGCCAGUUAGAUGUUAAAAUUGUAAGGUAAAAUUUUGGAAAAGAAGUUAACUAAAACCGGCUCUAAAAAUCAAAUUGAAAGUUAAUCACAAAACAUCUCAAACAACAAUAGUCCUGUCGUUGGAAGAUAAAAGUCUUAUGAGAAUUUGUAGAAAGUCAAUAAGACUUUUAUUAAUUAACCAGUUUCUUAAUAAAAAUUAAGCAGCAUUUUGAAUGUAAUUAGUGGACAACAACAAAAUUCAAAAUAAAAGUACUCCAUUAACAACGAAUUGAUUGAAACUGUUAAAAUUUCGCAUAAAUUACGUAAGAAUCAAUCAAUGAUACAUAUUGAAUAAUAAUCACCAGCAUUAACUAAAAAUGCAUCUUUCCAUCAUUCAGUUAAAAAUAAAAUCAAUAGCAACAGUGUAUCAAGUGAUCAAUCAUAAAUUCAAAAAGUUAAAGAGAAAAUUAAAUUAUUAUUACAAGAACGUGAUCAAAAUUUACCAUAAGAUGCAAAAGAAUUAGCAUUCAUGACUAAGUUUAAUCAAAUUUUGAAUUAAUUAGUAGUAGUUCUAUUCUAAGAACCUAAUCUUUAAACUUCAUAAUAAUAAUUCAAUUUACCUUCCUCUACUUAAGAUACUUUCUAAGCUAUUUAAAUUGACCAUUUCUUCAAAAGAUAGAUUCAGAUCUUAUAAUAGUCUUAUUAAUUAUAAUUAGACAAAAAGAAAUUAGAGAAUGUUUUAUUGUAAAUUAAAAAGAAACAAGAGAUCUUAUAACAGGAAAAUGAAUAAUUGUCAGCAAAUAAAUUAUAAAUGACUGAUUAGAUAAAUUAAUUAAAGUCUUAAAUAUAAGAAUUAUAAAAUCAGAAUAAUAACAAUUAAGAUAAUAUUUAGUUAGAAUCAGGUAUUUUUAAUAAGAUUUAUUUCUAGAAACUUAAGAGUUGAAAUAUCUCGUAUAAGGAUAAUUUGAAGCUAUAUAAAAAUUAUUAUAAAGAGAAUAGUUAAUGAAAGUAUUUUUAAAAAGAGUGGGUGAUAGUUCUAUAAUUGAGUAAAAAAAUAUUUUUUAUUUUAAAUAGAAUGUUUGAAUAAUUUAUUUAGAGUGCAGAGAAUAUCAAUUAAGAUGAUACUGAAGGCAAUCUAAAUAUAGAAAUGUUACCUUAAUAAAAACAUCAGUAAGUUUAAAAGAAUACUUAAUAAUAAUAAUAAUAAUAAUAAUAAUAAUAACAAGUUUCAGAUAAAAUAAUUUAAUAAUAUGAAAUUAGUUAUAAAUAAUUAGAUUUAUGUGAUUCAUUAUUAGCUGAUGAUUCAAGUAAGAGUCAUUUACAAAUAAUUAGGAGUGAAUGAUUCUGAAGAAAGCAGUUUUGGAUACUUAGGAAAAGAAUAAGCAACAGAAGUUAGUUGUUAUUUUACUUAAGCUUAGUAAUAUAUUAACUCAUUUUUAUUUUAGAUAAUUUUAAUAAUAGUAAAAUUAAUAACAAACUUAACAAUAAUAGAACUAAAAAUAGAAAGGGAAACCAAAUAUUAAAGAUAAAUUAAGAAUAAAUAUGAUGGAUGUUUAGUUGGCUUAGGCUGCGUAUUUAUUUAAAAAUAAAUUAAUUUAAGUUAGAAACAUGAAUACAUGAAAUAAUAAUAGUUGCUCCAACAAUAACAUUAACAUCAUGAUAAAAUUUUGCCAGAUAAUAUUAACAGUGAUGAUGUAUGUAAAAUUUAUAACCAUAGUUUUGA